GAUACCGCUGUUAUAGCAUGACCCGUCCAACAUCGCAUCGUCCAACACGACACACAACACAACAGAGUGAAAAAUGGGUAGACACAGCUCAGACUCGGAGGACGAUAGACGAAGGAAACAAAAAUCUUCGAGGAAACGCGACAGAAGGAGUAGAAGUCGAGAACGGAGGAAACGUUCUCGGUCUCGAGAGAGAAAACGAAGUCGUUCCAGAAGCAGUAGUUAUGAGGAUUACAGGCGCAGCAGAUUAAGUCGAAAAGAUCACCGGUUUAGUCGAUCAAGUAGCAGUAGAAGCACUAGCAGUAGUUCCAGUAAUGGUGACAAGAGAAGAAGUAGGAAAGAUAAAAAGGAUUCAAGUUCACAACUCACAAAAGAAAAGACUAAACAGAAAAUGAAGAAAGCUUUGGCAAAAGCAGAGUCAAAAGAUGAAAUCCUCAAAAGAGAUAAAGCUGUCAAGGAAUUAAGAGAGUUAGCACCUGACAAAGAUGUGAUAUUACAAAUAGAAAGCAGUGAAUUUGUGCCCCAGUCCUUCAGCUCAUCUUCUGGCUACAAAGGUCAUCAGAUGGGUAGGAAAAAUAUUGAUGGUAGCCAUGAAGAAGCUAUGUUUGGUAUUGGUGGAGCAGUGCCAGAAAUUUCAUCCUCUACUGUAACUACAACAGAGUUAAAGACUGCUCCUCAAUCAAUUAUAUCACAAAAUUCUGACAAGGAGGGACUGUUUGCUUCAUGGCUUCAUGAAGACGAAGAAACCAAGACAUCUCGCUGGAUAACCAAAUUAAAAAAGAUGCGACAAGAACUUUUGGCGGCCACCUAGAUGCAAUGCUUGUGGCCAUAUCCUUUUUCUCUAAUAAAAAUACAUUCAAGUCA
Molecule: messenger RNA, 861 nt
Organism: Stylophora pistillata
Lineage: Eukaryota; Metazoa; Cnidaria; Anthozoa; Scleractinia; Pocilloporidae
Source: RefSeq, a predicted model, not a curated record